GACGUGUCGGCAACGGCAGGACGGGCAGCGCGUGAGGCCCGCGGGAAAGGGCUUGUCCUGGGGUCUCCGCGGUUCACAGCCAGGCUUGGGGCUGGUGGUACUGGUGGGCUGUGAGCACAUCCCCCCGGCAGGAUGAUCACAGACGUGCAGCUCGCCAUUUUUGCCAACAUGCUGGGGGUGUCGCUCUUCCUCCUUGUUGUCCUCUACCACUAUGUGGCUGUCAACAACCCCAAGAAGCAGGAGUGAGGUGACAUGAGGGCUGAGUUGCACUGCACCGUGACACAGUGGCCAUGGAGGAACAGGGACCAUCCAAACACAGCCUGGAGCCCUGCAGUAGCAGUAUGGUUGCUGCAGUGAGGCAAGAUGCUGAGCUUCUUCCAAACCAACUUUAACAUAAACAUGACGAUACCGGAUAAAACCAU
Molecule: messenger RNA, 422 nt
Organism: Indicator indicator
Lineage: Eukaryota; Metazoa; Chordata; Aves; Piciformes; Indicatoridae
Gene: OST4
Product: oligosaccharyltransferase complex subunit 4, non-catalytic
Exons: 3
Coding region: 133-246 (37 amino acids)
Cellular component (GO): oligosaccharyltransferase complex
Source: RefSeq, a predicted model, not a curated record